This is a messenger RNA of Aricia agestis (brown argus), 1161 nucleotides long. RefSeq names its product serine protease inhibitor dipetalogastin-like. The coding region runs from base 66 to 1115 and encodes 349 amino acids. Lineage: Eukaryota; Metazoa; Arthropoda; Insecta; Lepidoptera; Lycaenidae. Gene Ontology annotation, molecular function: protein binding. The transcript is spliced from 2 exons. The record is from RefSeq and is a predicted model, not a curated record.
AAACACAUCAUCUGCCCGCCGCUAUCAGUCUUCUCAGUAUUGUAUUCGAAGAGAUACAUACCAUCAUGAUGAUUUAUUUAGGCGCGCUCGUUCUCGCCACAUACAUAUCGGCAUCCGCUGCUCUGCCGCCCUGCGUAUGCACCCGCGACCUCAAACCGGUCUGCGGCACCGACGGCACCACCUACAACAACGAGUGCCUGCUGGAUUGCGCACGCAUACGCGGCAAGUCCGACCUCGCAGUCGAGAGACGCGGGCGAUGCGACUUCCCUGGCAUCCAAGGUGACCCCGACUCCUGCAUAUGCACCCUCGAGCUCAAGCCCGUAUGCGGCUCCGACGGUAAGACCUACCCCAAUACCUGCGCAAUGGACUGCCAGGCCCGCGCCAGGGGGGUCGAAAUCGUCAAAACCCACGACGGCGAAUGCAGACAGAAGCGGGAGAUAACCCUUCCGGACUACCCCUGCUUGUGCACCUUGGAGCUCAGGCCGCUCUGCGCCUCCGACGGCAAGUCCUACCCCAAUCAGUGCGCCAUGGAGUGCCAGGCGCGCGGCAGCAAAGUUGACAUCGUGAAGGUCUACGACGGUGAGUGUGGAAAGCGGCGGGACAGUCCGAACGACUGCAUAUGCACGAUGGAUUACAGGCCCGUCUGCGCGUCCGACGGAAACUCCUACCCCAACAGUUGCGCCAUGGAUUGCGAGGCGCGCGCAAAAAGCGUACAGCUCGAGAAAGUCCACGACGGGGAAUGUAGACCUAAGAGGGACACCGUCAAAGUGGCCCAGCUCGACCCCUGCGUAUGUACCAAAGAGAAGAAGCCGGUUUGCGGAACUGAUGGGAACACGUACUCCAACCCUUGUUUGCUGAGAUGCGCGAAGCAGGCGAAGUCCGAUCUGGAGAUCCAGCACAGAGGCAGCUGCGAGACUGUCGAGAGAGUCCAGGAGGUUAUUCCAACGAAGCGAGAUCCUUGUACCUGUAAUAGGAAUCUUGAACCGGUCUGCUCGACCAGCGGUGAAACUUUCUCCAACGAGUGUCGGCUGCAAUGCGCCGGCGCGCAGUUGGCUUACCAGGGACCAUGCGAUGGAGUCAUCCAACAAGUGGUCGUGGUAGACAACUCCUCUUAGGCGUGUGAUGAUGCAAUAAACGUUUUUACUUUUCUACCGUUUUCAA